UGUUCAUUCAAGAGGCAGCGUUCAGUCAUUGGCUAUAAUGUGCUGAGUUUACACAAUACCAUUGGCUCACUCAGAUGUCAUUGUUGUUUCCUAGCUGAACGUGGCAACUCCUGGAACAAGCAUGUAACAAUCCACAACGUUGUCCCAGGGGUCUGAAGUCCGACUUCACCGCUAUAGCCUACCGUGCUGAAAAGUUGUUCCUAAUUCUCACUCACCUGACCUUUGAAACAGGCAACAAAUAUGGCAUCAUGGAUUAUAAAAAUUGCCUUGAUGGCAAUGAGUAUCUUAAUCGAAACUACCGAAGGGAAAAAAGACAAGGUGCUGUAUUGUUCAGCAUGCAGGGCUAUUGUUGAUGAGCUCAAUUAUUCAAUCAGUCAGAUUGAUCCGAAGAAGACCAUCAAUGUGGGAGCCUUCAGACUCAAGCCUGAUGGGAGCCUGACUGAUAAAAAGGUCCCUCUUGCUAGAUCUGAGACCAACUUGAGUGAGCUUCUGGAUGGAGUUUGUGGUAGCAUGAGUGACUAUGCUCUUCAUGUGGACCCAGACACCAAGAUAAAGCAAUACAAAAGAUUUGCUCCAAGAAGUUCUGAUGCCGGGGAUUUUCCUGAUUUUAACAAUUUCAAGUUUGAUGGCCCAGAGGGAUCCAAUGACCUAAAAUUUGCGUGUGAAAGCAUUGUGGAGGAAUUUGAAGAUGAUAUCAUCUCUCUUUUUGCCAAAGAGACAGACCAUGUGGUCGACAAGUUAUGCAAUGAAGUAUCAGUUCCUUUGCAGUAUGCUGAGUGGACUGCUGGAGGGGGGUUCUCAGAUGAAAUGCAACCCUCACACAGGGACAUUUUGAAUUCUGAUGUGUAGAAGAAGUGAUGGGUUAAAGGAAAUGAGCCUCCUGCAGCUGUGACCGAAGGCUUUGACCUUCAUCGGGCUCCCGGCCACAGACUCCAUUGAGGAACCAACCGAGUUGCUCAGCUCAGCGUCUGAGAGGCACCAGCUUUUCUCAACCCAGAGAGCUCAUCAAGUCAGUGACCGUUGGGUGUUACUUCCACAUACAAGCUGGGAAAGAAUAGAAAUGCAGAUGAGGUUCUGGGGCAUUGAGGAGCAGGUCAAUGCUGCGAAUGGUCCGCACAGAUAAUUCCCCCUUUUGUGUUUGGAUCCUUUUCUGUUUUUAAAAAAAAGCAUCAGGUAAUACUGAGACCGCAGAGUGUUGGAACCAGUUUUGGUGACUGAAGUUCAGUCAUAUUUGAUUGCGUUUGAAUUGCUUGGUUAUGUAUGGCAGUUUUGAAAUCAACAUGAGUAUAGUGUAUUAUGAUCAAAUUGAAAAGGUGUCAUUGUGAUCUGGAUUUUACCAACCUUACUUGGUUGAUGUAUGUGAGGGGAAAUUGAUCUUGUUGAUAAGAGACUCCGUUACAGGCAGAAACUGGGGAUGGGAUAGCUCUCAAUAUUCUGGGUUAUUAACAUUCUGGGUUAUUAACAUUCUGGGUUAUUAACAUUCUGGGUUAUUAACAUUCUGGGUUAUUAACUCUGUUUCCAAACAAUGCAGAAAAGUCUCAAUUUUAAUUUAAUGAGGAUAUGUAUCAUAUUGAACCUACUAGUUUGAAUGUUUCCAUAAGCUUUUAAUUCCCACUUUGUUAUCUGCUGUGGACAUGUUUGACAGAGCAAAUGAUUUCAAGGUAAAUGUUAUUUGUAGCAACUGAGUGGAAUUGCUGGCAUGGGAUUCCUACAACACUUUGAGAUCCUUAAAGAGUUUUGGCACAUUUAAGCAAUUUCUGGGAUACAGAAAUAAUGUGUACAACUGUACUACAUUUUGCUGUUGAGAUGCUGGGUCUUCAUGUUAGGCUCCAAAGCUCUAUUCAUGACUACUAAGUAUAGGUGGCUUGCAUUCAGCAUAGCGUUGACUUGAGGAAUGGAAAUCUGUAUUUUGACUUUGCUAUCAAAUCAAAUCAAAUUUAUUUAUAUAGCCCUUCUUACAUCAGCUGAUAUCUCAGUGCUGUACAGAAACCCAGCCUAAAACCCCAAACAGCAAGCAAUGCAGGUGUAGAAGUACAGUGGCUAGGAAAAACUCCCUAGCUAUGACUUAUGGGGUGGUCACCUGACUAAAAUUAGGUAUACUAUGCUGCAUAUCACUUAGACUGUCUAUAACAUCAUGGUGCGUUUUGGUGCAAGUUCAUGUGUAACUUUUUUUGUGGUCAACAUUUCGGUAGUAGUUUUCAUUUAGUAAAUACAUUUUAGACUGUUUGCCUGGUGAAACCAACAGUCAUCUUUUCCAUUGUCAUUGGGGACAAGAUACUUUCUCUAUAUACCAUGUUUGAAUUCUGUUCAUUUUGAACAAUUAAACUUUUUUUUAAGUAACUUGAACUCUGCAAGUAGCCCUAUUACAGUAGGCCAUUACGAGCAUGUAAUGUCUAUGUAAACACCACUUUAAUUGCAGACUGUAUAAAGUAUAACCAUAAUUUUGAUGCAUGAAAUAAUGUAUUCUUUCAAGGUUUAUUUAGCCGAGGACCACCUGCAAAUAGCCAAUUCCACAAUGCAGUUUACUCUUUAUGAGAAAACAAAUCCACAAAUAUGUCUAUUGAGAGCUAGCCCAUCCAGCUAGCCCAACAGUGAACUCGCAUCAUAGUAUAUUCCAUAAAUUUACCAACUGCCUAUUAGAGGACAAUAUUUUGAAGUUGCCCUAUUGCCCACAUUGUGUUCUGUACUGUUUAGCAGGAUGCAAUUUUCCUUGCUGUCUCAUUAACCUUCAAGACAGGCCAGUAAUUGUUAUGCUAAUUGAUAUUAUGUUGUUUCAACACACAUGUGACUUGGCCAUAUCACAUUUAUGCCUCAAAUUAUUCCCAGAGUGGAUGUUUCUGAAUUAACAGUAGGCUAUUAGUCAGCCUGUAUUUAUAGAGUACUGGUUAUGUUGUUUAUUGCUUUAUAAGCACAAUAGAAAAUAAAGGAUUUAAAAUUG
Molecule: messenger RNA, 2938 nt
Organism: Salvelinus namaycush (lake trout)
Lineage: Eukaryota; Metazoa; Chordata; Actinopteri; Salmoniformes; Salmonidae
Product: protein canopy-1-like
Exons: 8
Coding region: 241-849 (202 amino acids)
Cellular component (GO): endoplasmic reticulum
Source: RefSeq, a predicted model, not a curated record